AUGGAUUGGAGUGGAAGUGUUGAGAAAACAGGAGAAGCGGGGCAACCUGCGCCAAAUAAACAGAACAUAAAGGAAACAGUGAAUAAUCCGAUUGAAUCGAGUAAUUCGCAGAAGAGAACGUCACAACCUCAUACGUAUCAGAGACAAGCGCCUAUGGCAACAGCGUCCCAGUCGCCAAUCUAUCCUUAUAUGCAGCAACAAGCGUUACAAGGAUUAAUGCAGGGUCCAAAUCAAUUUAUGGUGGGCAUACCGGCGGGUGCACUUUACGGAGGCAUGCCAUUCAAUCCUAUGGGAAUGGCCAGUGUUAUACAGCCGCAAGUGCAACAGUCUCAGCAACACAAAGGAACACAUGCUUCACGUGCUCAGGCGCAAACUCCAUCUGAUCCAAAUCCCGCACAUUACAGUUUUCAGCAAACACCAGGGCCACACUCAGGUGUUGCAAAUACUUUUGCAAUCAAUCCUAAUGGGCAGUCAUACGUUGCUACAGGUGGCGCUGGACCCAUCAGUUCAUCUGAGACCCCAACAGAUCCUAGAUUUGCGAUUCCAUUCCCUAUACCGGCAUACAGUGGAAAUACACAGAGAUCACCAUCUAUGAAUGCCACAGACGAGUCGACUGAGAACGUCGAUCAUACUUUCGAAAGAGAAGGUUUGAAUGAAGAAAAAUACAAAGAAGAAGAAGCACUGCGGCAACCCCCAAUUCAUAACAUUAGGUUUCAAUACCUAAGAAAAUACAGAGCAGAUCAAGCGAUUCUCAAGGUACAUAAAAUACUAAAUGAAAUGAACACCUCUGGCGGCAAAGUGAAAGAUCCUCUGUUUUGGAAAGAGCGACUAGAUGUAUACUUUCUACCAUCAGCAAGUGUACGAUAUACGGCAAAACAUUCGAAUGAUGUAAGGUGUUUCGACAUGUCAGCUUCGAUGAUACCUUUGAUUUGGGCUAAGAUAGGGGCGUGUGGAUUAGUCAAAAUUGAUCUGGUUGCACCCCAUUUAAGAGCUCAGACGUUAAGUAAUGGCUGCAUUUUAUUUCAUUCUCCCAAUACAACAUGUUCGUACCAUUAUCCUGAUGGCAGUUAUAUGACACAUUUCAUACAAAUGAAGGGUAUAUUUGAACCUGGUUUGAGAAUAAAGUGGUUAGAACUAUGUGCAUAUAACUUUGUUCCCGGAGUAGAGUGGCAGUCUCUGGAGAAGGUGUUGAGUGACAAGGAGAUAAGUUCACGAAUAUUUGAAAGACUUCAAAGUGAUGAUGAUAAUACCACGAGCAAGACUCACGGUGAUAAAAACGACGCUGAAGUACCAGAGCUGAGUUCAAUUCAAGAGCUGCGAUCUAAUUUUUCAGUGUUCAAAGGCCCUUCAAACGUCGGAACCUUCGAAGAACUUGUGAGAUUUUUGCAAAUAAGCGAUAUAAUGUCUGCAUUGUCAGAUCUUAUUGUAUAUCAAAAGAAGAAUGAGAUGAAAAGCCCGAUUGAUGCACUUUCCUCCUACAUCGAUGUUUCUGUAAACGGAUAUACUCCACACAGCGUACCGAACGGCAGUCAUGACACUAGCUUGAGAAAAACCUUUAGCGAAAAUGCUGCUACAACUAGCGGAAUCACCAAAAAUGGUUCGAGAGCUGAAAAGCAAGCUUCCCCGAUAUAUGACGAUCCCAUAACUUUUAAAGUCGCAAGCGUGUCUCCUGGAUGCUCCCCGCGUGAUACAAUGAAACCAAAUGCCACUGAAAGGCCUGAAACGCUAAAGAGAAAAAAAUCGAAUAAAAAUGCCUACUGGCCUGCUCGAGAUUAUUCUGGAUCGUCGACUCCUACAUUUGAUUGUGGUGACUGUGGUAUUCCAGGAACAAAGAAAAUAAAAUUCUAG
Messenger RNA from Zygotorulaspora mrakii, 1848 nucleotides. RefSeq names its product Mfg1p (gene MFG1). Gene Ontology annotation, cellular component: transcription regulator complex; nucleus. Gene Ontology annotation, biological process: negative regulation of transcription by RNA polymerase II; positive regulation of transcription by RNA polymerase II. Bases 1 to 1848 code for a protein of 615 amino acids. Lineage: Eukaryota; Fungi; Ascomycota; Saccharomycetes; Saccharomycetales; Saccharomycetaceae. The transcript has a single exon. The record is from RefSeq and is a predicted model, not a curated record.